Geosmithia morbida is the source of this 1557-nucleotide messenger RNA. Its product is annotated as protein farnesyltransferase/geranylgeranyltransferase type-1 subunit alpha. The coding region runs from base 1 to 1557 and encodes 518 amino acids. Gene Ontology annotation, molecular function: CAAX-protein geranylgeranyltransferase activity; protein farnesyltransferase activity. The transcript has a single exon. NCBI's taxonomy places the organism in Eukaryota, Fungi, Ascomycota, Sordariomycetes, Hypocreales, Bionectriaceae. Gene Ontology annotation, biological process: protein farnesylation; protein geranylgeranylation. The record is from RefSeq and is a predicted model, not a curated record. Gene Ontology annotation, cellular component: CAAX-protein geranylgeranyltransferase complex; protein farnesyltransferase complex; cytoplasm.
AUGCCACCCAAGACGACAACGACAAAAGGCAGCUCCUCCUCCAAGGCAGCCACCUCUCCAUCAUCCGUGCCCCCCGCAGCAGCGACCGUGUCCGACCGCUCCACCCAACGGUACCAUCAGACCAACCCUCUGUCCCAGCAGAUCGAUCAGGUCGGGCUGACGGGACUGACACCCGCGCAGCGCAAGACGCACGCGCACGCCUCGCUGAUCAUCCCCGUCUCGCAGGACAAGGUGCCCCUCUCGAACAAGGCGGAGCGGGAGUUCUGGAAGACGGUGGCGCGAGAGAACCUGCCGAUCCGACGACUCGCCAGGCCCCGGGGGGAAGCGUCGUGGGGAAAGGACCGCAGCGGCCGCGACCUAGGCAGCUACACGGUCGGCGACUUCGAGCAGCGCAGCCUGAAGCAGGCCCGCCUGGUGGCCCUGGACAUCCUCCACCGGCGGUUCCUGGCCUCGACGGCCGGCAGCGGCACCGUCGCUAGCGCCCUCCCGCAGGACAGGAUCGACGAGGAGCGCGAGCGACGCAGGACAAUGGCCCAGCUCACGCGCGAGCUGUACGGCGUGCAGACGGGCUCCCUGGCGCAGGACCCGACGUGGGACGACGUGGUGCCCAUCCCGCAGGACGAGGCCGAGGGCGCGCUAGCCAAGAUCGCCUACCCGGAGGACUACGCCGAGGCGGUGGCGUACCUGCGAUCCGUCAUGGCAGCGGACGAGUGCUCGGCUCGCUGUCUCCGCCUGACGGAGCACGUCAUCUCCAUGAACCCGGCUCACUACACCGUGUGGCUGUACCGCUUCAAAAUCGUCCGUCACCUCGGCCUCGACGUGCCGGGCGAGAUGGACUGGCUCAACGGCGUCGCCCUGGCCAACCUGAAGAAUUACCAGAUCUGGCAUCACCGCCAGCUCCUCAUGGAGCACCACUACCCCACCGUCGCCGGCGAUGCGGACGCCGUCAGGCGCCUCGCCAAGUCCGAGACCAACUUCAUCACCCGCGUCCUCGCCGAGGACACCAAGAAUUACCAUGUCUGGUCCUACAGGCAGUACCUCGUCGGCCGCCUCGGGCUCUUCUCCGCACCCGAGCUCGCAGCUACCCAGUCCAUGAUAGAGGAUGAUGUCCGCAACAACUCAGCCUGGUCCCACCGCUUCUACGUCGUCUUCUCCGACCCCGCCCAUUCCACGCCCGGGUCCGCCGCCGCCGCCCACGACCCGUCCAUACCCGACGCCGUCCUCGACCGCGAACUUGCCUACGCGCGAGAGAAGAUCGCCCUCGCGCCCCAGAACCAGUCCCCCUGGAAUUACCUGCGCGGCGUGCUCGCCAAGGGUGCCAGGUCCCCCGCCGACGAGGUCGAAUUCGCAGAGCAGUUCGUCGUAGCGCUCGGAGACGACGACGGCGCAGAGCACGUCAAGAGCUCCCACGCCCUGGACCUCCUGGCUGACGCGUACGCAAAGAGGGGGGACAAGGACCGUGCAAGACUGUGUCUCCAACGACUGGCAGAUAAGUGGGAUCCCAUCAGGGAGGGCUACUGGAACUAUAGACUCCGAGAGCUGGAAGCUGCUUCUUGA